AGAGAGAGAGAGAGAGAGAGAGAGAGAGAGAGAGAGAGAGAGAGAGCCGAAAAGGAGCGAGAGCGGCAGGCCAAGCUGGCGGAAGAGAAGAUGAGGAAGGAGGAGGAGGAAGCAAAGAAGCGAGCAGAGGAUGACCUCAAAAAGAAGAAGGUUCUCUCCAACACGGGGGCUCAUUUUGGGGGCUACCUGGUCAAGGCAGAACAGAAACGUGGGAAGCAGCAGACUGGCCGGGAGAUGAAGCUCAGGAUCCUGUCUGAGAGGAAAAAGCCCUUGGACAUUGACUACAUGGGGGAGGACCAGCUCCGAGAGAAAGCCCAGGAGCUGUCAGAAUGGAUCCACCAGCUGGAGUCAGAGAAAUUUGACCUGAUGGAGAAAUUGAAGCAACAGAAAUACGAGAUCAAUGUGUUGUACAACCGCUUCAGCCAUGCCCAGAAAUUUCGAAAGGGGGCUGGGAAGGGUCGAGUCGGAGGCCGCUGGAAGUGA
Messenger RNA from Arvicola amphibius (Eurasian water vole), 483 nucleotides. RefSeq names its product troponin T, slow skeletal muscle-like. The record is from RefSeq and is a predicted model, not a curated record. Gene Ontology annotation, molecular function: troponin T binding; tropomyosin binding. NCBI's taxonomy places the organism in Eukaryota, Metazoa, Chordata, Mammalia, Rodentia, Cricetidae. Gene Ontology annotation, cellular component: troponin complex. The transcript has 2 exons. Gene Ontology annotation, biological process: regulation of muscle contraction; slow-twitch skeletal muscle fiber contraction; sarcomere organization. The annotation marks the transcript as partial.